UAAGGGGAAUCGUGCGUGCGUCGCCGGUAGAUGCUGCUUGCUUUGGGCUCUCAUCCUUCCGGGUGACACACUCUGCAAGGUGCCGACCCGCGAGCAAAUUCGCUCCUCAAAAAACAACACAUUUUUGGACAUUUAACGUUUGCGGACGACUCGGUGCGUUCAGCACAGAAGCCAGCGGUUUUCUACCAUGGGACAUGUUCAGAAGAUGAAGGUUUUUUUUAAAUACGUGCUCUGCAUUCCUAUCACACUCAGUGUUUUCUACUUAAUAUGUCCGUCUUUGAGAAUCUUGAUAGGUCUCCUGCCUAUGGACAAAUGCACUUUGGACAGUGCAGAGAUGCUGGUUCGAGACAACGUUGGGGACACCAGCUUGGACCUCGGGUCCAGACGUGACGUGCAGACAUGUACAUCUUGGAAGGCCCCUAUCAUUUGGGAAGGAAUGUUUGACCCGGAGCUCUACGACCAGAUGCACCAGAAGGAAGGAUCGUCUGUGGCUCUGACAGUUUUUGCUGUGGGCAGGUACCUGGACGCCUACCUCGGGACCUUCCUGAACUCCUCAGAGCAGCACUUUAUGUUGGGUUUGCCCGUGACGUACUACGUAUUCACCGACGUGCCAGAGAAGGUGCCCCGCGUCCAGCUCGCCUCUGGGCGAACCCUUAAAGUCAUCAAAGUGGAGAGGAGCUCCAGGUGGCAGGACAUCUCCAUGAUGCGGAUGAAAACCAUAUCGGACGUCAUCGAGUCGGACAUCCCCCACCGCUGCACGCACGUCUUUUGCUUCGACGUGGAUCAGGUGUUCAGCGGCAGGUUUGGCUCGGAGGCCCUGGGAGAUUCUGUGGCCCUGCUCCACGCCCACUACUACCACCUCCCGGCCAAGCUGUUCACCUACGACCGCAACCCGGCGUCCCGGGCCUACAUGGAGACCGGCGAUUUCUACUACCACGCCGCCAUCUUCGGAGGCUCGUGGGAGCGGGUGAAGGCGUUGACCGACGCCUGCUACCGGGGCAUCGCGGAGGACAAACGGAACAACGUGGAGGCCCUGUGGCACGACGAGAGCCACCUCAACAAGUACAUGUGGCUCCACAAGCCGAGCAGGGUGCUCUCUCCGGAGUACUGCUGGGACACCAGCAUCGGCUACAGGAGCGACAUCAGAGUCACCCGCGUGCUGUGGGCACCGAAAGAUUAUGAGAAACUUCGCACGCGUUAGUGUGCGUCUUGGUUGGAAAGGGGAAAAAUGGCCUACUAUAUAUAAAUACACACAUAUAUAUAUAUAUAUAUUAGUGAAUUUGAACCAAUGUUAAGCACUCGGCCAAGUGUGGAUUUCCAAAUGGCGGCAGGUUCUUUCCCCGGUCGCUGGCUUCCGCCAAAGGUAAAUUUAUGCAAACGCUGCUGUGCUCGGGCGUGGCAGCGUUUAUUGGAUGAUUGCUUUAAGGAAAGAAUGUUGAGAUGAAACAGGAGCCAGAGAUUUAAUUUCAUAGACAAAUCUUUAUAAAUUCAAUUUUUGCUCGCUGCUGUAGUUUUGUUCCCUUAUGCUUAUUUUGUUUGAAUCUGAUUAUUUGUCCGAUAUUCAGUUCAAAACGGCACCUCAAUCACUCAGGUCUGAUUCGAAUUAUUUAAAGAUGACUGCUCUAUUGCACUUUAGAAUGUAACUACCACUGCUUUGUAAGGACCUUGAAUAGAAUUGUGUGAGGCCGUGGUGGGGCAUGCUUCCCUGGUAGAAUAUUUUUAAAGUAAAAUAUAAAUCAUUCAUCAGAAUUGGGUGCACUUUGACAGCAAGAUUUAGCGCAUAGAUCUACCAGGAACUCUGUGCUCUUGUUGUAGUAGAGGUGAAAAGUAACCAAUUACUUCCACUACACUGAAUCUUUGAAAAUAUUGUUAUUUCCCUUCUGUUAAAGAAGUACUUAGACUAUUUAUUAAGUUGUUAAAAGCAGCCCCACCUUUUAUGCAAACUGCAACAUUUAAUGACAAAGACACAUCCAGGGUUAUAGAUAGAUCAUACAUCGGUUUUUGUUAUACCAAUUUCUGAACCCGGCCAAAUACGCCACUCGUUGAGAAGUGUAAAUAAUUGUGGUUUAUUUGGAAAAUGCGGCGGGACAAACUGUAACUUUUUCAGCAAAUGUGUUAAAUGGCUGGUAUUCUUUUCUGCUAGUUUGUUUCAAGGUGGGAGACAUUCACUGAAGACGUAAUAAAGUGUAAAGUUCUAAAGGCAAAAAUAUCAUCCCAAAGCACCCGUUCCAGAGCUGUCAUUUAUUUAAAGGCAAAAUGCAUUUUUUAAAUGAUUUGUUUAAUUUAGAGGGUUUAAUAGUCAGACAUUUCAUCCUCAUUUUAACUCAUGCUUGCUUUGAUGUUAAAAAAGGCAUAAUUGUUCUCUUAUUGUCUUAGUGAAUAUCCCUGUAUUCAGCGUUUGGGGGUCGGUAGAUAAGCCCCAGACAGCCACAUUAACAGUAGAAGCAACAUCCAACAAGUGGAAUUUUUAAUUAGUCACCUUUUUAAGUAAUUGGUCACCAAACCUGCUUCAGACGGAUGUAGUUUCAGACCCGUUUGCACAUUAUAGACUCUCCCAAAGCAACAAAGAUGAAUACUGCUUUUUCUGCAAUUCAUUUUUAGAUAAACCUCAGUGCAGACAUUGUGAUACGUUUUGUGUGGCUUGUGAAAUGUGCGCAUGGUGUCAGCAGCAGCUCAAGUCUAGAGAGGUCAAUAGUUUAGCUGUCGAC
Pungitius pungitius (ninespine stickleback) is the source of this 2708-nucleotide messenger RNA. Its product is annotated as alpha-1,3-galactosyltransferase 2-like. The record is from RefSeq and is a predicted model, not a curated record. The transcript is spliced from 6 exons. Gene Ontology annotation, molecular function: hexosyltransferase activity. Gene Ontology annotation, cellular component: Golgi apparatus; vesicle; membrane. The coding region runs from base 188 to 1201 and encodes 337 amino acids. Gene Ontology annotation, biological process: carbohydrate metabolic process. Lineage: Eukaryota; Metazoa; Chordata; Actinopteri; Perciformes; Gasterosteidae.